AUGAUCUCGAGUUGUGGUUUGCUGUCUUUAGCCCGUAACGUGCGCAGCCAGCGCUUCAAAUACCUUUACGUGUUAGAGGCGAUCCCUGGAGACCGAAUAUCCACCAUUGAGGAUAUCAUCCUUAAACCACCGGAAGUUAACGCGUACGACGUUCUGAAGGCUGUGAUCCUUCAGUUCUACUCCCCCUCUAACGAGGAGCGGUUGCGCCAGUUACUGACUCGUCACCCGAUUGGUGACACGACGCCAAGCAUGCAUUUGGUACGUCUAUGCAUGUCAGUCUGCCCAGCAAACGCCCAAUCUGACAUCGUCAAGGAGAUGCGGCUCGAGUCUUUACCACUUCACAUCCAACCGACGGUAACGGCGUUGCUAGAGAACGCCUCGAUCGUCAAAGCUGCAGCAAUUUGCCAACAAAAUGGUUACACAUGUCGAUAG
Echinostoma caproni is the source of this 432-nucleotide messenger RNA. Lineage: Eukaryota; Metazoa; Platyhelminthes; Trematoda; Plagiorchiida; Echinostomatidae. The record is from the annotation of a GenBank genome assembly.